GGCUGAAAACCGAGUUAGCGCACGUGCCUAUUGUAAGAGCAAUGUCAGGAAGGUUUCACCGUGCAACUUCAAUGGCUCAGCCGAAUUCAUUACAAGUGGCUAAAGAGUUGGAACGUGCUUCAUCUCCACUAAGGGUUUUUGUUGAUGCAAAGAAGAAAAUUAAUGGAAUAUUCCAUGGACUUUAUACUCACAUAGAAGACAGCAGGAAGUUUGUGAAUUCAGAUUCAGCUGGUGAUGCAGCCAUAAUCACUGCAGAGGAAAAAGAGAAAAUUGUUGGCUUUUCACAGCAAGUGGAUUGCAUUGCCGAAGUUUUAGCCAGAGACCAAAUGAAAGUGGCUUUCUUUGGCAGAACUAGUAACGGUAAGAGUACUGUUGUAAAUGCAAUGAUGCGUGACAAAGUGCUACCAACAGGUAUUGGACAUACAACUGAUUGCUUCUUAAGUGUAGAGGCCAGCAACCGGGAUGAGGCCUAUAUCAUCACACCAGACUCAGAAGAAGAGAAGAGCAUUCAGUCUGUGACCCAGAUUGCCCAUGCCCUGUCUAGUGACAGCCUGAAUGAUCAGAGCUCCAUGGUCAGAGUCUUCUGGCCAAAAAGCAGAUGUCAUCUCCUGCAGAAUGAUGUUGUACUAAUGGACAGCCCUGGUGUAGAUGUGACUACUGGUCUUGAUGAAUGGAUUGAUAAGUAUUGCAUGGAUGCUGAUGUCUUUGUGCUGGUGUCCAAUGCAGAGUCAACACUUAUGAGAACUGAAAAAAGUUUCUUCCACAAAGUUAGUGAAAAAUUGUCGAAACCAAAUAUAUUUAUCUUGAAUAAUCGUUGGGAUGCAGCAGCGUCUGAACCAGAAUUCAUGGAUGCGGUAAAGCAACAGCAUCUUGAACGAGCUGUGGACUUCCUGGUGAAUGAGUUGAAGGUAGUGACGGCUCAGCAAGCAGAGGAUAGAAUUUUCUUUGUGUCAGCAAAAGAGGUUUUGUUGUCAAGGAUACAAAAACAACAGGGUAUGCCAGAAUCAGGUAUUUGCAUGCUAGCUUGCUGGCGUUUGUUUUUCGUUUUGCAUUCUUUUCUGCCUCCACAUCAUUUCCAACUUCAGUUACUGCCUCCACAUCAUCGCCAAUGUCCAAUUAUUGCCUCCACAUCAUUGCCAACUUUAGUUUAUGCCUCCACAUCACUACCAACUUUAGUUACUGCUGCCACAUCAUUGCCAACUUCAGUUACUGCAUCCACAUCAUUGCCAACUUCAGUUACUGCCUCCACAUCAUUGCCAACUUCAGUUACUGCCGCCACAUCAUUUCCAACUUCAGUUACUGCAUCAACAUCAUUGCCAACUUCAGUUACUGCCUCCACAUCAUUGCCAACUUCAGUUACUGCCUCCACAUCAUUGCCAACUUCAGUUACUGCCUCCACAUCAUUACCAACUUCAGUUACUGCCUCCACAUCAUUGCCAACUUCAGUUACUGCCUCCACAUCAUUGCCAAAUUUAGUUUAUGCCUCCACCUCAUUACCCACUCCAGUUUCUGCCUCCACAUCAUUGCCAACUUUAGUUUAUGCCUCCACAUCAUUACCAACUUCAGUUACUGCUGCCACAUCAUUGCCAACUUCAGAGUUGCAGAAGUUUUUAGAGGAAGGCCUAGGAAGAAACUUGGAUGCUCGAUGCUCUUCAUCGGUCCUACAGUCCAUUGAGCAAACUCAGACACAAAUGACCGAACACAUGUCAGCGCUUCUCCCUGAAGAACGUCAAAGUCAGAUCACCAAUCUGAUAUUCCGUCGUGAUUUUGAUCUGAGUUAUCGUCUUGAUUGCCGUCAUCUGUGUGCAGAUUUCCAAGAAAAUAUUCAAUUUCAGUUUUCACUUGGACUGACUGCUAUGAUGAAUAAGUUUUUAGGUCCUAAAGGGACCAGAGCAGCUCUAACAGGAUUCACAUCGUUUAUUCCAAGACAGUUGCCACCACCAGGACCAGAUACAGGCAGCAGACAGUCUUCAACUGAUGAGGAUGUUGCAGUUGCCAUGGUUUCGGGAUUAGCUUCACUGUACUCGCGUACAUCAGUUGGAUUAAUAUUCGUAGGAGGAAUUGUAUGGAAAUCAGUUGGUUGGCGGGUUCUAGCAGUGGCUGCUGGAAUGUAUGGCGGAAUCUAUCUUUAUGAAAGACUGACAUGGACAAACAAAGCCAAAGAACGUACAUUCAAGAGACAAUUUGUUGAAUAUUCGGCAGAAAAACUUCAGCUGGUUGUCAACUUCACUAGCGCAAACUGCAGUCACCAAAUACAACAGGAGUUAUCAACAACAUUUGCUAGGUUGUGCCAGGAAGUAGAUACAGCAAAGGAAGAAUUGAAUAAAGAGAUUGUCAUCCUCGAUGCUGAGAAAAACAAACUAGAAAAACUCAUGAAUGACUCCAAGUUACUCAGGAAUCGUGCAAACUGGUUGGAGAGUGAAUUGACACGAUUCAUUCGUCAAUAUCUUGGAAACGGAGACUAAAAAACCUAUCAAGUCUAUUCAGUUGAACUUCUUGUGGAAAAUAUCUUAUAUAUACAAACAGUAAAUAUAGGUAUGGAUUUCUGAAGAUAAUUUGUUGUAAGAAUGUAUUGGAUAAAAUAUAUUGGAAGUCAGAAAAAUAAGGAUAGAGAAUAAUUUUUAAAGAAGCGUCAGUGUUUUAUUUUGUCAAAUUGUUUUAUAAUGAGCUAACAUUAUACAACUUAAUACAUUUUUUGGUGGGUAAUACUAUGAAUCCAAUUUUGAUUGGAGUCAAAAAUAAAAAACCCGUAAUCUUAAUCCAGUUAAAAUUGUGUUAAGAUUUAGAAGUCUAUAUAGUGUAAUUUAAUAUACUCUCUCAGUGUACUGACAUUUUAUUACACCAUCAAUCAAUUUGUUUAAGAAUGCAAACAACUGAAAUUUAUGUUUGAUGUAAAGUUUAAUUUCUUGCAACCAAAUCCUUAAUUUUUCUUUAAAUAAUCCAAAAUUAUUUCUAGAGAAUAAGUUAGGAUUUUAAAAUAAUAAUAAUAAAUAAUAAUAACUUUAUUUAAUAAAGCGCAAAACAAUAUCCACUUAAAAUGAUCACAGGCACUGUGCAGAAUUUUAAAAUAUACAUUUACAAAAAAAAAAUCCAAAAAACGCAUAAGGAAUAUACAUUAAAAGUUAAAACAUAAAUUGCUUGCCAAUCUAUUCUGAAUUGUUUAACAUACUCAUGAAUGUAUAAGUAUGAGGUAAGAAUGAUAUUGAAUAUGUAGAGGAGCUGUUAUCCGAGGUGCUGAUUAUUCAAUGAAUAAUAAUGAAGUUUAUAUUAUAACAUUUUCAGUUGAUUUAAGUAUUAACUUUGUUCAUUUUUUUAAUGUUUAGAGUGCAAUAUAUGUGUGUUGUGAUAUGUUUGUAGUGAUAUGUUGCUCUGGAAUAGUGGUCAAAAUGUAUAUAUCUUGAGGACUUAUUUGUGAUUCUAGUGUAUAAAUUAACUGGGUCAUAAUAAACAUAUUUUUGCCUUGCUACACCAAGUCCUCAUACCAUAUGUCACACUAGAUGAAAUAGCUUAGCAGGAAACAGUCAAUUGGCCAAUUAAAUAUUAAAUCUUGUCAUCAGAAGUGAUGUGAUUGACUGUAAAUUUCAAAGCGUGAAGAACUAUCAAUUUAGAAUGCAAUGUACAAUGCUUAUAUUGAGAAAAACUCAGGGGUACCAAGUCUACAGCAAGUCAUCCCAGAAACUACCCAACUCGGCAAAUUUAUGAUGUUUGCAUGUUUUUACUACUGUAUUAUCAGUUUUCUCACUGAAGUCAGUGCCGAUGGGUAUCACCACACACAGCAAAAUUAGAUGUGUUUAAGGCUCGUUUAACCAGAUCUCCUGGAAGUUGGAGUGCCAGGCCAGGCUAGGCCAGGCCAGGCUGUGGGAGUCAAUCUCGAUUUCUGAGAGACUUAAGCCAGUCACUCACUGCGCACGACGUUCGUUGGCCAACACGAUUCUAUGAAGAAUGCAGCGAGACGAUGUGCGCACAACGGAUCGUUUUUAAUGAUGAUCCGUUCAGACUGCUGCUGACAAUCAGCAGACGGCGUUGUGUCGUUAAUCGGUCACAGGGAGCGGAGUUGGAUUCGGUUAUACGACCGUCGCAUGGCGCAGAGAGUGCCUGGCUUUGGUGACUUGUGUGAGAUUUGGGACUCCAAUAAUAAUAAUAAUAUUAUUUCUAUUAUUAUUAUAUUUUGUUAUUUUUGUUAUUAUUAGGGUUGAUAUCGUAUUACGUAUUAUUUAGAAUUCAUCAUCCAUUUUAAAAGUGUAUAGUAUAAUACUGUAGGUCAUAAAAAAAAUAUAUCAACUGAUGCUAAUAAGAAAGAAGAAGAGCGCUUUAAAGGUUUUAGUCUAAUUCUGAAUGUUGAAUUGUUUCAAGAUGAAUCCAUAUGUUCUGUCUUGCUGUUCACUUGCCACAAAUGCUUGGGAAAAAAGCUAAUAAAGUCAUAUUGUAAAGAUCAUUA
This is a messenger RNA of Anneissia japonica, 4438 nucleotides long. Its product is annotated as mitofusin-2-like. Gene Ontology annotation, cellular component: mitochondrial outer membrane. Gene Ontology annotation, biological process: mitochondrial fusion; mitochondrion localization. NCBI's taxonomy places the organism in Eukaryota, Metazoa, Echinodermata, Crinoidea, Comatulida, Comatulidae. The record is from RefSeq and is a predicted model, not a curated record. The transcript has 15 exons. Bases 42 to 2465 code for a protein of 807 amino acids. Gene Ontology annotation, molecular function: GTPase activity; GTP binding.